Messenger RNA from Symbiodinium natans, 3756 nucleotides. Lineage: Eukaryota; Dinophyceae; Suessiales; Symbiodiniaceae. The record is from the annotation of a GenBank genome assembly.
AUGCCCGAGCACGUCACGGACAGGAACCUCGUCCAGCUCGUCGGCAACAGCCAGCACAUCAGGUCGAUUGCAGUCGCUUGGCUCUUGGGCUUGGCCACAACAUCCAGAAAGCGGUCAGCCAAAGUGUUUGACGCCUGCUUUCUGCACCUCAGGCACGGUCAGCCAUUCAUUUUUGGAUUUGUUGGUCGGCAGCCUUUUCAUGUUGAAAACAAUGUGCAGGAGCUCACAGACGACGGCAUGGACAAGUGGGCCCGCGCCAUGUGCGACUUCCAUGAGAUCAUCACCGCGCUCCAAACAGCCGUGUCGUUGCUGCCGGACAACAACAACAGCAAGGAGAUCAGGAACCUUCUGAACGUCUUUCGUCAGCCGGAAGACUACAGUCGCACCAAGUUCGAGGAGCAGUCGCUGCACAUGAAGCUGAGGCCCCUGCGCGACUUCCUCAUUGCCAUCAUGGAGCAGGAGCGAGACGAAGACUUGAACGAGUUGUGCGGCAACAAGAAGCCCAUCGUCGACAUCUUGAAAAACAAGGAGUCGGAUCUGGAGCUGGGCGUGGAAUUCCGACACGUGCUGCAGUGCAUGUCCACCAUGGCCGAUGCCAAGGAUGCAGGCGAGAGGGACCGCGUCCAGCUCAGUGCCUUGGUGACAGGCGGAAACCUCGAGUCGAUGGAGGAGUCGUUGGAAGAGCUGCAGAAGUUGCGCGGUAAGGUUUUGGACAAGGUGUCGGAGAAGACGCGCAAGAAUGUGAAGCUCCACUGCAACGCCAACCCGAAACAGACAGUCGCAGCCAUUCCACGCCUUGCGCAAGGCAAGCUUGGUAGUCACCACCGGCUUUUUGUCGUGAGCGCAGAGCUGCUUGACGAGCAUGAGGGCAGCCAGUCGACCCCUUGGGCAAGCGCGCCCGGUAACAAGAACUUGGUUGAUCUCUUGGGCCAACGGUUGGAUUUGGUUCUGGAAAUGGCGAAAGAGCCGUGGGACUUCAUCGUCGUCUCCGACGGGGCCAACAAAUCCUUGCGCCAGACCAUCCAGAACAAGCUCGGCAAUGUCUCCGAGCUGUUGGUCCUUUAUGAGGAGACGAGUCGCUUCCAGGACUACAGCAAGCGUGGCCAGUGGCAGUCGCUCUACUUGUGCAACCCCAAGGGAGCAAAAGAUGCCCAGAUCAACCUGGUGCCGCGGGAGGAUUGCGGCAAAAUGCAGCACGUCUUCGCUGGCGUUUGCGCCAAUGCGACGCUGGACCUGGACCGCAUGUCCACUGACACGAAAAGGUCGGUCUGGAAGGAUAAAGGAUUGGUUCGUCCGCAGAAGUGGCCGAGCGAGUCGAUUCCGUGGCACUGGUCGGAUGUGUUGCCAAUGGACGUCUGGGACUCGGUGAUGACGAUGCUGCGGGUGGCGUCUGUCGUGGACUUGUCUGCCGGGCCAACGUGCUUGCGAUCGUGCCUGAAGUCGGGAACCUCCUAUUUUGGAAUCUGCCACAAUGAUGCUUUUUGUGCCUGGUUGCAGGCAGUCGCCGACAAGGAUUCGUCGGUGCCCCACAUGUAUGACUCCAACCUCACAGAGAUGGUCCUCGAGGCUUUUCCCGAAUUGGCCGAGGAGGACAACGAAGAAGGGGAGGACAAGAAUGGCGACGAUCAGGACGAGGAGGAGGCGACCGAGGAGACGUUGUAUGUCCAGCGGGCAGCCUUGGUGCCCACGCCCGCGGCUGGCCAAGAGAAUGCCAGCGUGACGCCAGUCGAGGAACUGUGGCCGCCCCCUGCAGACGCUGGCACCCAGUGGCUUCAAAAGCUGGCUCAUUGGGCUGGGGCCUCAGUCCGUGCCAAGCUGUCGCAGCGUGGGUUCCAGUCGAGGCCAGAGCCGCUUAUGUUCCACGACGAUGGCGAGGAGCAAGCAGUUGCGGAACCUUGGUGCCCCGAGCAUUGCCUGAUGGCUUUGAAGAAGAACGGCGAGUACAUUGCGGGCGGCCACGUGUUAUGGCUGUCCCUGGCCCGGCACUCUCGCGACAAUCUGAUCCAAGACGAUAUCGCUUACCGUGAUGUAGAAGACCUCGCGCAGAUGAUGCAGCUGCAGCUCAGCGGCAAUUUCCAGAGGCAUUCUCAUGCCUGUGCAUGUUACCCCGGACAUCCAAGGAGCAACAAGCACAGCUUCCCUGUCACAGUCGAGGCGUACACAUGGGAGGUGCCGGCCGGCUACCCCGAGGUGCUGCACUUCCUGUCCGACAUGAAGCCAGUCGCAGUGUGGUGGGUGCCCCGUGUGGACAUGUUCCAAGCUCUUCGAAAUGAGAGAGAGCAGGACAAAGGCAGCGCCACUGAGUCGACAAAGUGUCUGCUGAAACAGAGCUUGCUGGCCAGUCGCACACGAUCCCAGUACUUCGAGAACACGUUCGUGACGUGGUCGAGGAAGCUGUGUGCGUACAUGACUUCCCUGUCAUCAGGAAGGCUGCAGUCGCGCAAUGAGCUUCUCAAGCUCCUGCAGAAGAACGACCCAGGAUUUGCCUACAACGGCCAGGUCGGCAACUACUAUAUGGUGCACGCGGCCGAAGUCGUUUCCGAGGUCGUCGUCAGAGAGGCUCUGCUUGUGCUUCAAGACCUGACUCGUCGACACGGAGUCGACUUUCUGGCGAGUCAGUACAGCAAACUUUGGUACUUGGCAAGCGCCGCGAAGAGAUGGUCUACGGACACCUUCACGCCUGUUGAAGUGCUGACGUUUGUGUUGCUUCUCAUGGGAGACGACCUAGCCAGCGGCGAGCGCUUGAAGCCGAAAGCAGUCACAAAGUCAGCUCUGAAGGUGCAAGCCUGCAGCACUUGUGAGGGCCAGUCGACACCUUGCGUGACGUGCCCUAUCAAUUGGCUGCGAGUGGCACUGGAAAAGGCCCGACUGUGGCAUUACUGCGUGAAGGAGCUGCACAGAAGUAAUGUCUCCCCACAGUUGCUGCAGCAGCUCGCCAACGUCGGUUGCCAUGACAAGCACUGCCUGGAUGGCGACUCGAAGAUGAAGCUUGCUGCGUGGGUGGAGGUGGCAGAGACAGAUUCACUGGAGAAGUCGCUUCGAAAGGGCAAGUCGCAGGAGUACCGCCAGAAGAUCUUAGAUCGACUGCAGGAAGCUUUGGGUUUCGACUUGGCCAAGGGCAUGCUCCGAGUGUCUGCGGCUCCACUUUCGCAGUCGCAGCACGAUCAGCGUGAUGCCAUUGCGGCCAAGGCAAAGUUGUUUUGCGAUGAUCAUGUGCACUUCGAAGUGUACGGGAAGGCAGACUUGCUCGAAGAUGCCCUGAAUCGGUUGCCGCCGGAGUGGAUGCAGGAGUGUAGUGUGUUGAACAAAUCGCAUCGCUUGUUCGUGGUGUCGACAAGCCUCCUGUUCGAGAACGAGAAGAUGCCCUGGAAGCGGUGGAGCAAGACGGCAUGCACAAUCGCUGGCUUCGGCCUCCCAGUCCUGGCCAAGGUCACCACAAUCAUCAUCUACGACUGUCCUGCUGAUGCAUCGCAGGACGCUGUCAAGUUCAUUGAUGACUUUGUCGCCUUGUCCAAGGGCCAGUGGACGAAGUACAAGACUGUACAGGAGCAGCAGAGAGCAGCUGCAGUCGCCAAGGCUAGGCCCAAGGCGAAGCCCAAAGCCCGGCCGCAGUUUAAAAGAAGGCGAGGUCGUCCUGCGCCGGCAAAAGUUGUGAAGCUUCAACAUGGUGCGCCACAAGACGUGCUUUGGUCCUUGUACAGACAAAUUCGAAUUCUGGAUCGGGUGGCAGGGGUAGCGCACGAGUCGUUGAGGUAA